Messenger RNA from Pichia kudriavzevii, 567 nucleotides. RefSeq lists its product as uncharacterized. NCBI's taxonomy places the organism in Eukaryota, Fungi, Ascomycota, Pichiomycetes, Pichiales, Pichiaceae. Gene Ontology annotation, cellular component: TIM22 mitochondrial import inner membrane insertion complex. The record is from RefSeq and is a predicted model, not a curated record. The transcript has a single exon. The coding region runs from base 1 to 567 and encodes 188 amino acids. Gene Ontology annotation, molecular function: transmembrane protein transporter activity. Gene Ontology annotation, biological process: protein insertion into mitochondrial inner membrane.
AUGAACAAUCCGUUUCUACCACCGCCAGAGAAACCACUCAGUGAAAUGACGCCCGAGGAGCAGGGCGAAGCAGGGGCACGUCAGAUCAUGGCAUUUGUGUCGUCGUGUCCUGGAAAGGCCCUUCUUGCCGGUGGGUCAGGGUUUGUGUUGGGUGGUGCCUUUGGGUUCUUUAUGGCGUCGAUGCAGUACGACUCGCCUGCCGGGCUUGGCAUGACAGGGUCUGCGGCUGCCAUUGCACAGGAACAGUACCUCAAGCUCCCGCUACGGGAGCAGAUGAAGAUCCAGUUCAGGGACGUGUGGAGCAGGACCAAGUCGAGUGCCCGGAACUUUGGGUACAUUGGUCUCAUCUUCUCCGGUGUGGAGUGCUGUAUUGAGGGCAUGAGGGGGAAAUCUGAUCUCUACAACGGAGCUGCUGCAGGAUGCAUAACGGGCGGUGGGUUGGCCAUCAAGAGUGGGCCGGAGGCCAUGUUGAUUGGAUGUGCUGGGUUUGCAGCCUUCUCCACGGCGAUUGACAUGUACAUGAGAAGUGAGAAUGGCGAACCACCAAAGAACGACUACAACGAUUAA